ACGCAUUACAGUGGUAAGAAGAAGCACGUGCUACAAAACUUAGGCAGGCGAAUAAAAAGCAAACAAAUUGAAUUUGUUGAAAGCAAAAGCGGCAAAAAGGCAUCCAAUUGCACCAUCUAUUACAACCAAACACAGGCGCCAUCAUCGGCCAUAGAAAAAUAUAUUUGCAGAGUCCAGCAUUGAGUGAAAUUGAAAAACGGAAUUAAGUUACGCCAUGGUGCCCAUUGGAGCCGUUCAUACCGGCCAUCCCGGCGUUGUGCAUCAACAGCAGCAGCAACAGCAGCCGAUGCCAACGGCGCCUAGUGGACCAAACACGCUGCAGCCAUCCGUGUCAUCGACUUCGACGAACACAACGUCGAACAAGAGCUCGAUGUCGGUUAAGCCCAAUUAUACGCUCAAAUUUACACUUGCCGGUCACACCAAGGCCGUCUCCGCCGUAAAGUUUAGCCCAAAUGGUGAAUGGCUUGCCAGCUCGUCUGCCGACAAACUCAUAAAGAUCUGGGGCGCCUAUGAUGGCAAAUUCGAGAAAACCAUUUCGGGCCACAAGUUGGGCAUUAGCGAUGUGGCCUGGUCUUCUGACUCACGGCUUUUGGUCAGCGGCAGCGAUGACAAAACGCUCAAAGUCUGGGAGCUGAGCACCGGCAAGAGUCUGAAGACGCUCAAGGGUCACAGCAAUUAUGUCUUCUGCUGCAAUUUCAAUCCACAGUCGAAUCUGAUUGUGUCUGGCAGCUUCGACGAGAGCGUACGCAUUUGGGAUGUGCGCACAGGCAAAUGCCUGAAGACGUUGCCCGCUCACUCUGAUCCCGUGUCGGCAGUGCAUUUCAAUCGUGAUGGCUCGCUGAUUGUCAGCUCCAGCUAUGAUGGGCUCUGUCGCAUUUGGGACACGGCCAGCGGACAGUGCCUGAAGACGUUGAUCGAUGAUGACAAUCCACCCGUUAGCUUUGUCAAAUUCUCCCCCAACGGCAAAUACAUACUGGCCGCCACCCUUGACAACACACUGAAGCUAUGGGACUACUCCAAAGGCAAAUGUCUGAAGACCUACACGGGUCACAAGAACGAGAAGUAUUGCAUAUUUGCCAAUUUCUCUGUAACUGGCGGCAAGUGGAUUGUCAGCGGCAGCGAGGACAACAUGGUCUACAUAUGGAAUCUUCAAAGCAAAGAGGUAGUACAAAAGUUGCAAGGACACACGGAUACCGUCCUCUGCACCGCCUGUCAUCCCACAGAAAAUAUCAUUGCAUCGGCUGCGCUGGAGAAUGACAAGACCAUCAAGCUCUGGAAGUCCGACACAUAGGGUGCGGAUGGUGUCUUGUAACAGCAGCACACACACACAAAAUCACACAUACACAUUUCUUUAAUAAUCUUACUUUAAAACUAUUUUUAACUGACCCUUUUUUUUUUAAUUUAAAAAAAGUCAUCUAAAAACGCGAUUCAGCAGAAAUGGAACAUUCUAAGUUACAAUUGCAACUAAUUGAUUGCAAUUAUGUAUAUUUAAAUAUUUAUUAGCUAAUGUAUUGGCCACUUAAAAAACAAAAACAA
Drosophila arizonae is the source of this 1536-nucleotide messenger RNA. RefSeq names its product WD repeat-containing protein wds (gene wds). Gene Ontology annotation, cellular component: Set1C/COMPASS complex. Gene Ontology annotation, molecular function: histone binding. NCBI's taxonomy places the organism in Eukaryota, Metazoa, Arthropoda, Insecta, Diptera, Drosophilidae. The record is from RefSeq and is a predicted model, not a curated record.